AUGACUGUCUCUAAGGAGGGCAGCGCAGUGCUUCAGAACAAGCAGAUAAAGAAGCGAGGAGACCCUGGCAAGUUCGUCCUCUCUAUCCAGAUUGGGAAGACAGUUUUCUCAUGCUCCUUGGUUGAUCUGGGAUCCAGCGUAAACCUCAUGCCCUACUCUGUAGCACGACAUCUGGGAUACACGCAUUUCAAACCAACUAGGAUGUCCUUGGUGUUCGCGGAUGGAUCAGUUAAGUCCCCGGUUGGUAUUCUAGAAGAUCUCCAAGUAAAAGUCGGGAACACCUCUGUUCCAGCAGACUUCGUAGUUCUAGAGCUGGAAGAGGAAUCCAAAGAUCCUCUCAUUUUAGGAAGACCAUUCCUAUGUACUGUUGGAGCCAUCAUUGAUGUGCGGCAAGGGAAGAUUGAUCUCCAUCUGGGGGACAUAGUCAUGCAGUUCGAGAUGGAUGAGCUGCUGAAGAAGCCGAUGCUGGAUGGACAGACCUUCGAGGUGGAUGAAGGGAUUGAUCCGCUGCAACCUCGCGAAGGGAUGAUCGAGGAGAUUCUUACAGAAGAUCCACUGGAGCUUGCACUAGUAAGAGCUGAGGCUGAACAGAGUGUCGAGAACAUUGAUGCAGAUGGGUAUGCUAAGAUGCUUGACUCCGCAAGGAGUAUGGGAAGAAUGGUUGCGACUCUAAGUCUGGGGGAAGAGAGCAACAAGGACGAGAACACUCCAACUGGAGCGACCCCUUUACCGAACUCGCCUGUUCCGCCGAACCUACCCAAUGAUCAUUGGAGCGAGUUGAAAGCUCCCAAGGUUGAGCUAAAACCCCUUCCCAAGGGGCUCGGGUACGCUUUCUUAGGUCUGAAUUCCACUUACCCUGUCAUUGUGAACGCUGAACUCAAAAAUGUGGAACUGCAUUGCUUUUGUGUGAGUUUAGGAAGUAUCGUAAGGCACUAG
Molecule: messenger RNA, 936 nt
Organism: Brassica napus (rape)
Lineage: Eukaryota; Viridiplantae; Streptophyta; Magnoliopsida; Brassicales; Brassicaceae
Exons: 1
Coding region: 1-936 (311 amino acids)
Source: RefSeq, a predicted model, not a curated record